AUGGCACUAAAGAGAUCCUCCAAAGCCGCCGAUUUCGACUCCCAUGCACACACAGCAUCAAAAAGAACAUCAUACGAGCGUUCCGAGCUGGGUCACACAACAACCGAACGCGCAAAGCAAGUUGACCAGAAUCUCCCGUACGACCAGCUCAAGGAAGCGCUCGAAGCUCAGGACGAGAUCAAAGAUGUCACUAAGGUGGCGCAUUGGUUUCAUCCAAAGGAUCUCCGAAUCCAAGACAAUACCGCAUUGCACCAUGCCUCCCAGCUUGCCCAGAGCGCAAAAAAGCCCUUGAUAUGUCUCUACAUCAACUGUGCUGCAGACGAAUCGUGGCAUGGCACGAGCCCUGCCCGUAUUGAUUUCAUGUUCGAAGGACUGAAUAUCAUGCAGAAAGAGCUAAAGGAGCUGAAUAUCCCGCUAGUGUUCCUGGAAUGUGAGGACAGAAAGAAGAUUGUGCCUACCGUAAUCGAGUGGUUCAAGAAACAAAACGUCUCGCAUGUGUUUGGAAACUACGAAUACGAGAUUGACGAAAUGCGACGAGAUAUCAAACUCGUGCGAGAAGCUGGGGAUGGGAUUCAUGUUAGCUUAUACCACGACCAGACAGUCGUGGAGCCAGGGACGAUGUUGACAGGCAGCGGGACACCGAUGAAAGUCUUCACCCCAUAUUUCAAGCAUUGGCUCGAUGUUGUCAGAUCCCAACCAGAGCUCCUAGAUACUUCUCCGCCGCCCGCUCCAAACUCUUCUGCAGCAAAGAAAGAGCUGCAAGAUCUCUUCGACACCCCAGCCCCGAAACCCGCUCAAGACAAACAAUUCCAAAGCGAAGAAGCCCGCAAGCGCAUUCGAAAACUCUGGCCCCCAGGCCACGCCGCUGGGAGCAAGCGGAUGGAUUCAUUCUUGAAGCAAAUUGACAAAUACGCGGCCACGCGUAGCAACCCGGCAAAGAACAGCACAUCCCGUAUGUCCCCCUACUUCAGCGCAGGCAUGUUUUCCGUGCGCGAAGCCCUACAAAAAGUCGUCGACUACAACAAAGGGAGCACCGACUUCACCGAAGCCAAAGCAUCAAAAGGCGUAUACGGCUGGGUGCGCGAAAUCGUCUUCCGCGAGCUCUACCGCCAAACCACACUAACCACACCACACACAUCCAUGAAUCUGCCACAAAACCUGAAAUUCGACUCCGUAGAGUGGGAAGACGACGAGGAAGGGUGGGAAAAGUGGUACAAGGGGCAAACAGGCGAGCCCUUCAUCGACGCCGGCAUGCGUCAACUCAACCACGAAGCGUACAUGCACAACCGCCUGCGCAUGAAUGUGUCCAGCUAUCUCUACUGCAACUUACUGCUCGACUACCGCCGGGGGGAACGCUACUUUGCCGAAACGCUGAUCGACUGGGACCUGUCUAAUAACACGCAGGGCUGGGAGCCUUCGUACACGGUUUUCAAUCCCGUCUCGCAGGCAGAGAAGAACGACCCGGAGGGCGAGUAUAUACGCAAGUGGGUCCCCGAGCUAGCUGGCGUGCAGGGCAAGGCUGUUUUCGCGCCGUAUGAGAGGCUCAGUAAGGAAGAGUUUGAGAAGUUGGGGUACCCGAAGCCCCAUGUGGAUUGGAAGGUUACGAAGCAGCGGUGUACAGAGAGGUUUAAGAAGGGUAUACGGGAUGCUGAAGCGUAG
Molecule: messenger RNA, 1659 nt
Organism: Cucurbitaria berberidis CBS 394.84
Lineage: Eukaryota; Fungi; Ascomycota; Dothideomycetes; Pleosporales; Cucurbitariaceae
Product: Cryptochrome/photolyase FAD-binding domain-containing protein
Exons: 1
Coding region: 1-1659 (552 amino acids)
Biological process (GO): entrainment of circadian clock by photoperiod; circadian regulation of gene expression
Cellular component (GO): nucleus; cytoplasm
Molecular function (GO): DNA binding; FAD binding
Source: RefSeq, a predicted model, not a curated record